This is a messenger RNA of Ictidomys tridecemlineatus (thirteen-lined ground squirrel), 4252 nucleotides long. RefSeq names its product G protein-coupled receptor 61 (gene Gpr61). The record is from RefSeq and is a predicted model, not a curated record. NCBI's taxonomy places the organism in Eukaryota, Metazoa, Chordata, Mammalia, Rodentia, Sciuridae. Gene Ontology annotation, cellular component: plasma membrane; signaling receptor complex; endosome. Gene Ontology annotation, biological process: G protein-coupled receptor signaling pathway. Gene Ontology annotation, molecular function: G protein-coupled receptor activity.
UAGGACCCAGAAGCAUUUCGAGCAUCCUGCUCUGCCGGCUGCCUCUCACGCUCACUGCAGUGGUUCAGGCUUCAGCAGCCUUGGAGAAGCAUCAGCUGAGAGGAGCUAUCACAUGGGAGCCGGGAGCUGCUCAGCAAAGAUACCUUUAUGAGGAAACGAGUCCAGAAGAGUUGCAGAGUUAGUAAUGCCCAGACCUGGAACCGGAAGCCUAACCUUAUGCUCCUUCUACUCCCUAUUUGGAGAUCAGAAAUCGGGAAAUUCACAUAAGCAGCCCUAAAACUGCGCACUGUUCCAGAACUCAGCAGGACCUGGGAAAGGCAGACAGAGGAUUCAGAAUCUCUGGAUAACAGCUCUUGAAGGGGGAGAAGGGUAUGGAGAAUGGAGGAAGGAAAGUGGAAAAGGAAGAGCCAGAGGUCACUCAGGAGGGGGAGUGCUAUUGAGUGGUCAAGGCUUCAUCUCUCUCAUGUCUCCUGCAUCUUCCCAGUUGUCAAGGCCAACCUGGGAGCCACCUCCUGCCAGAACAGGGAUAGGAAUUCCUAAGACUGCAGCUGCCUGGCCUGGUGCUCUGGCCACAGAGCAAUCCAACUUUGAAGGCUGGUGAUAAGAGGCUCCAGCAGGAGCUCCACUUACAAUAUUGGAAAGCCUGAGUCUGGGCUCACCAUCCCAGGGUUGUGAACUAGAAUGGGGGAUGGGCCUGUGACAGGAGGUGCCCUGGGUGUCCUCUUUCGGCCCCAUGGAGUCCUCGCCCAUCCCUCAGUCAUCGGGGAACUCUUCCACUUUGGGGAGGAUCCCUCAAACUCCAGGUCCCUCUACUGCCAGUGGGGUCCCAGAGGUGGGACUGAGAGAUGUAGCUUCAGAAUCUGUGGCCCUCUUCUUCAUGCUCCUGCUGGACCUGACUGCUGUGGCUGGCAAUGCUGCCGUGAUGGCCGUUAUCGCCAAGACACCUGCCCUCCGAAAAUUUGUAUUUGUCUUCCACCUCUGCCUGGUGGACCUGUUGGCUGCCCUGACCCUCAUGCCCCUGGCCAUGCUCUCCAGCUCUGCCCUCUUUGACCAUGCCCUCUUCGGGGAGGUGGCCUGCCGCCUCUAUUUGUUCCUGAGUGUAUGCUUUGUCAGCCUGGCAAUCCUCUCUGUGUCCGCCAUCAAUGUGGAGCGCUACUAUUAUGUGGUCCACCCCAUGCGCUAUGAGGUGCGCAUGACACUGGGGCUUGUGGCCUCAGUGUUGGUGGGUGUAUGGGUGAAGGCCCUGGCCAUGGCUUCUGUGCCAGUGUUGGGAAGAGUCUCCUGGGAAGAAGGAGGUCCCAAUGUACCCCCAGGCUGUUCACUCCAAUGGAGCCACAGUGCCUACUGCCAGCUUUUUGUGGUGGUCUUUGCUGUCCUUUACUUCUUGUUGCCCCUGCUCCUCAUCCUUGUGGUCUACUGCAGCAUGUUCCGAGUGGCUCGUGUGGCUGCGAUGCAGCAUGGGCCACUGCCCACGUGGAUGGAGACACCCCGGCAACGCUCCGAGUCUCUCAGUAGCCGCUCCACUAUGGUCACCAGCUCGGGGGCACCCCAGACCACUCCACACCGGACGUUUGGGGGAGGGAAAGCAGCGGUGGUCCUCCUGGCUGUGGGGGGUCAGUUCCUGCUCUGUUGGUUGCCCUACUUCUCUUUCCACCUCUACGUUGCCCUGAGUGCUCAGCCUAUUUCAACCGGGCAGGUGGAGAGUGUGGUGACCUGGAUUGGCUACUUUUGCUUCACUUCCAACCCUUUCUUCUAUGGGUGUCUCAACCGGCAGAUCCGGGGGGAGCUCAGCAAGCAGUUUGUCUGCUUCUUCAAGCCAGCUCCAGAGGAGGAGCUGAGGCUGCCUAGCCGGGAGGGCUCCAUUGAGGAGAACUUCCUGCAGUUCCUUCAGGGGACAGGCUGUCCCUCUGAGAACUGGGUUUCCCGGCCCCCACCCAGCCCUAAGCAGGACCCACCUGCUGUUGACUUCCGAAUCCCAGGCCAGAUAGCUGAGGAGACCUCUGAGUUUCUGGAGCAGCAACUCACUAGUGACAUCAUCAUGUCGGACAACUACCUCCACCCUGCCCCCUCACCCCGGCUGGAGUCAUGAUGGGACACUGGACACUUGGAGGGAGAUGGGGCUGGAGGCCAGUUGUGAUUGCAAAGACCGCCUUGUGGGACCACCUUUUUCCCAGCUGGGCUGCGACUGGGGUCUCCACAUAGUUUUUGCUUAGUGUUUCCUGGGUCGAAACCAGAGCCAACAAGAGGGAUAUGUGGCAAAAGUCAUGGACUUGGCUGUGAUCUUUGACUACUGGGGGAGGGAACCUGGGUAUGGUGAGACAAUGACGAGAGAAAAGGGUCACAAAGGACUGGCCUCCCUGAUCUCUCUCCUCAUGGCAGUGACCCACCUCCAGCCCCCUGGACAAUCGGGUACAAGAGACUAAGGUUGGGCAUGGGAAGGGUGGGGUUUCCAUGGUCCAUUAAAUGCUUCCCUACUCUCAUUCAUCGCUCUCAAAAUUAGCUUCAGUAACAAAGACUUAAAUCUCUUUCCUAUUUGCAGCCCUGGGUUGGAGAGAGGGCACAUGAGUUGGGCUGAGUUAUUUACUGAUUGAGACUCUAGGAACUGUGUUGAUUGGCUUUGGUGAUGGUAUUUGCAACAGAAAGGGAAUAAUUGCAAACUGGACAGGAAUCUGGGUCCACCUGUCUCACUUCCCUCAGUUGAAUCAGGUAACACUAAAGGGUCAUGGCAGGGCCCAAGGGUGGUGUGGUCUAUAUUUGAACAAAUUCUUGUUCUGAGCAUCACAGGGAGAAAAUGGCUUGGUGGGAGUGGGGCUGUCUCCCCUUUGAACAGCCAAUAAAUAAUUUUAUGAUAAAAAUUAUACUGAUACCAACAUUGACUCCUUCAGUUCAAUUCAGUACAUAAUAGUUUUAACACCCAUUAUGUCCUGGGACCCACACAAAGAAUGUGUGGGCCCCUGCCUUCAAGGAGCUAAUAAUCAGAUACUUUGUAUCUUUAUAGAGUAUUUGAAUCUAAUAAAGCAUUAUAAAAUAUUUCUAAAAUAUGCUUGAGAAAUAUGUUAGACUAUAUCCACAGUUCUAAUUUCUGAGAGUUCAUUGCAGUAGUACAUAGAGGUUUCCUGCAGAUUGUGGAAAGUGUGGGAGUUGUAAAUGAAAUGAAACUGGGCAAACAUAGAUUUUCCCCUUUUGAACUAGAAAAAUUUGUAGGUUUCUGUCUUCCUACCACUAGACUAUCAUUCUAGUACAGUGCCUAUUACACUGAAGAAAUCCCUUAGGAAAAAAAUGUAUAUAUAGCAAAGGAGUGUCCUUUGUGAUUCAAAAUCUGUUUACCUCUAUUUCCUUUUAAGAUAAAGUCAUAGGAGGAAUCUCCUUUCUAGACAGGGUAAAAACUUUUCAAUCACUAAUCAUCUAGUAGAUCUGAGGUAUUGCCAGCAGAUGGCAGUGUGAUUCUGGUGGAAAUAGGAAAGGCAUAUGAGGGGGGGAGGGAGAAAAGGGAAGGCAUUAAAUAUUGCUUGGCAGCCAUUUUGUAAAUUUAUUUUGGCUUUUCUUUUGACAUUGUCCUCCAACCCUUCCUUCACAAACAUCAAAGAAGAAAAGUUUUAAGUGCAAGGAUCUCUCUAAUUUAGACUGGAAUUACCUGACACUGUGAACUCACUGACAUUUACUACAGAGUUUGACAUAAAUAGAUUCAUUUGCAAUUUGUUUUUCCCUGUAGGAAUGGAUCAUGAAGGAAAUUAAAGAGUUUCUUUUAUUAUGAUGAGAACUUCCCAACAUUUUCUGCUAUGACCAACUUCCAGGAGUUUUCUAGUCACCAGGAUGGCUUGGUAAAGUUCAGUGUGUAAUUCUUAGCUCUGAAAGCUGUUCCUGGGUAAAACCUGACCUCCCUAAUACACUGAAGAAUCAGCAGGCUGAGGAAACCAGUCUGUCAAUUACUUUUUCUUACAUUCUAGUGAUAUCCAGGUGACUUCCAAUACUAAAUGAAAACCUUAGGCCUUUUGUUGUAUGAUGUCCCCAGAGCAAUAUCUUCUAGGGGGGCAAUGUAGAAAAGGGGUUAAUUUGUAGUCAGAUCUACUUACUCACUGUUUGAACUUGGGAAAGCUGCUUAAUUUCUCUGAGCCUAUUUCCUCAUCUGUAAAAAUGGGGAUCAUAAUAACCUACCUCACAGGGUUGUUGUGAGGAUUAAGAGAUGAGACAUGGAAGCGCCUAGCCAUAAUUGGUAAAUAGGUACUCAAUAAACAUUGGUUUUUCUUCCCUU